AUGUCUGUCACCGAAAUACGCUACAUCGAGCCGUCUUCCUGGCCGCCAGGCGCGUCCGAGCCGUCGGCCGAGUCGAGUGAGCCGUCGGGCAAGUCCGAGCCGGCGCCAUCGCCGGACGCUGCGAUGAGGACAACGACCUCGAUUAUCCUCGGCUGCUUCAACACGCUCCGUCGGCAUUACCGCUUCUGCAACAAUCCGUGGGUCCUCCCUGAGCACCGUGAUUGGGAGCAUCGCUUCCCGCUCGUCGCCGACAUUGUCCGCACCUCGGCCGCCGAUGUGCUUGCUCUCGAAGAGGCCGAGCUCCCUACCUUUGACGCCGACUAUGCUCCAUUGCUCGAGGAGUGCGGCUACGCAUGGGUGUGUGCCAAGGCCAAGACCAAGUCGGACCGCGAGGCUCAUGGUCAUACCAAGCCGUGCCUCGCCUGGAACGUCGACCGCUUUGCUCUCCUCUGGUCCAUCCGCCGGACACGGACUGUCGCCGUCGCGCUCCGCGAGCUGGUCCCCAGCGACUCGCCCGCCGAGCCGCGACUGCUUGUCGCCGUUGCCGUUCAUCUGCAGGGCGGCUCCGGUGAGGACGCGCAGCGUACGUUCCAGAUGCGAUCGGUGCUGACCAAGGUCCGGACUCGGCUAGAGAGCGACGGCCUGGCCGAUCGCGCGUCGGUGGCUGUCAUGGGCGACUUCAAUGCUUCUGCAGACGAACAAGUCUACGAGUACAUGCUGGGCGACAGCCAUGGCCUUUCCAUCGCCUGCGAUCUUACUGCUGCUGCCGCAGCCAGCAUCCCUGCACUGGGCGGGGAGCGGCCGGCGACCUUCAAGUGGGGCACCCACAUUGGUACUGGCAACACGCCCGGAGACCUUCAGAGCAUCGACAACCGAAGGGCGGCAAAGCAGGAUCUGCGAAAACGAGUCGAGGAGAAGCAUCGCGAGCGCAAGGACCGCUUGGCGGAGCUGUCAUCGCUGGGCAAGUUCUACUACAAGUCUUUGCAUGCAUCGUCGCUGGAGAUCCGAGCUGACGCCAUCUCCAAAGCCUUUCGCACCACAGAGCUCUCAUCGGUGGAUGAUGCCGAGUAUGAGCUGGCUGCCAAGCGUCUCGGCUUGAAGCACAUCCUAGUCUUUGUCGUUUUUGUCGGAAGACUUGUCCUCAACCCUGGUGUUGCUCUCCUCAACUUUGUCCGCAGGCCCGAGCGCGAUCCGGACGUCCAGUACAACUUCUCCCAGAUUGUCCUCAUCUACCUCGAAUUUGGCCUCCUCUCGCUCAUUGUCAUCUUCACGUUCUGCCACUCGAUCGCGGCUGUCAUCCGGCGACGGCGCGCGCGUCGCCGCGGUGAACCUGCCAUCCGCCUGCUGGCAUCCAACUCGCUGCUGACGGCGUACAACUGGCUGCAGCGCGCGGCAUCGUUCUCGCUCCUCAAGUUCAUUCCCUCGGUGACCAAGGUCAUGAUGUGGAUCCAGACGCUGUCGCAGUUUAUGCGUCUCGCUCGGCUCAAGCGCAAAGUCAUGAUCAGCUCAAGCGGGCCGUCGACUCGUGCCAGGGCGCGCGCGCGGAACAGGACCCGCCGCAAUCGGGAUGCCGGUGGCGAGAGCUCCGACUGCUGCACAUCGUGCAUGGGCAACUUGUACUUUGUUGGCAUGAUUCUCGGCUACCUGCUUCUAGGCACAUUGCUUGUUGUGCUCGGCGUCUUUGCCGUCUUUAUCAAGAUCUCGAUGCUCUCGCACAUCAUGGAGCGGUAUGUGUGGGAGUGGACCUGGCAGAACUGGGUCCUCUUCGCCGGCUUUACAAACAACGUGGCGUCGAUUGUGGACGUUGCCACCGUCGAACGCGAGGCCGCCUUUCGCAUCAUUUGCUCCUCGGCCUUUGCUGGCAUGCCCAAGGCUGCCUACCUCGCCGAGUGGUCGCUGCACUCGCUCCAUCUCCGCCUUCUCGACUCGCUCAUCACCCACCGCGGCUACAUUGCAGGCUUCAUCAUCUUCUCCCAGCUUCAUCUCUCACGCAUUGCCCGAGCUCUCUUCCAGCCCAAGGACGCCGCAUAUCUCGCGCAGCUCAAUGACGACGUUGUGAUCUCGUCCACUGAUGACGACUCAGAGUACGGCUACGGCUAUGCCGACGUGUCCGACUCGGGUGAGUACGAGUACGCAUACGAGUCUUCGGUCUUGCUCGCCCUCUCGUCAUAG
This is a messenger RNA of Thecamonas trahens ATCC 50062, 2172 nucleotides long. RefSeq lists its product as uncharacterized. The record is from RefSeq and is a predicted model, not a curated record. The transcript has 2 exons. Gene Ontology annotation, molecular function: 3'-5'-RNA exonuclease activity. NCBI's taxonomy places the organism in Eukaryota, Apusomonadida, Apusomonadidae. The coding region runs from base 1 to 2172 and encodes 723 amino acids.